GGAAAAGGUAUAAAUAUGGCGUUCUGUGGCGUUGGACAACAUUCGUGUGUGAACAGUGAAAAAGAAAAGGAAUCUAUUAACAUGUCUGGUCGUGGUAAAGGUGGCAAAGUGAAGGGAAAGGCAAAGUCUCGGUCGAACCGUGCUGGUCUUCAGUUCCCUGUUGGUCGUAUUCAUCGUCUACUUCGCAAGGGCAACUAUGCCGAGCGUGUCGGUGCCGGCGCUCCCGUUUACCUGGCAGCCGUGAUGGAAUACUUGGCCGCUGAAGUUCUCGAGUUGGCUGGCAAUGCUGCCCGUGAUAACAAGAAGACGAGAAUUAUCCCUCGCCAUCUGCAGCUGGCCAUCCGCAACGAUGAGGAGUUGAACAAACUGCUCUCAGGCGUCACCAUUGCUCAGGGUGGUGUGUUGCCCAACAUCCAGGCCGUUCUGCUGCCCAAGAAGACCGAGAAGAAGGCAUAAAUGUUCCAAUAGCAAAAACAAUUUACAUUCUUGUACAAUAUAUAAACCAAAACGUCCUUUUCAGGACGACCAAA
Molecule: messenger RNA, 530 nt
Organism: Drosophila pseudoobscura
Lineage: Eukaryota; Metazoa; Arthropoda; Insecta; Diptera; Drosophilidae
Product: histone H2A-like
Exons: 1
Coding region: 16-456 (146 amino acids)
Biological process (GO): heterochromatin formation
Cellular component (GO): chromatin; nucleosome
Molecular function (GO): protein heterodimerization activity; structural constituent of chromatin; DNA binding
Source: RefSeq, a predicted model, not a curated record